GACAUUCCUCUAACAUGGUUGUAAACCAUUUUUUCGACCUUUGGCCCGUGCUUCUUCCACUUUGUAUUUCUAUCCCUCGACAAGAAAUGCAGUUGGGCUUGGAACGAAGUUAAAGUUUCCUCUUUUUUAAUAUUAACAUACGAACUAGAGGGGCAAAGUAAAACACCAUCUGACAGAGCAACAGACGUACAGGUGUGAAUUACAAUAAUAAAAACAUAAAAAUUUCACAAAAGCAAGCAUUGCGCCAUCUAUUUUUAAUCAAACCGCAUUGAUUUCAGUGCUUUCUCCACCAUGCCAUCCAGCCAGAUUUGAGUUCACCACACCACAAUAUUAAAACCGACUCAAUAUGUCGUCUGUAAAAUCAAUGCUUUAACAUCAAAUCUGAUGCAUUUCUUCCUCCUCUUCCUCCUCCUGUUAAUCAACAGCAAUAGCGUAAGCUGCAGUCCACCUGCUCCGCCAGUCAAAUGCGACACCACCGGCUGCACAGUCACCAACGCCUACGGAACAUUCCCCGAUCGAUCGACAUGCAGAGCCGCAUCGGCAGUUUUUCCGUCGUCGGAAGAAGAGCUCCUGGAGGCGGUGGCGGCGGGCAGCCGGAAAAACCAGAAGAUGCGGGUGGUCACACGGUGGUCGCACUCCAUUCCCAAAUUGGUGUGCCCGGGGGGCGAAAAGGGGCUAAUCAUAAGCACCCAGGAGCUGAAACGCGUGGUUAGCGUAGACGAGGAGUCCAUGAGAAUGAGCGUGCAAAGCGGAGCAGCUUUGAGGGAUAUAAUAAGCGCAGCCGCUGAAUAUAAGCUGGCGCUCCCACAGACUCCGUAUUGGAAGGGGCUUACAAUUGGGGGGAUCCUCUGUACGGGGGCUCAUGGAAGCUCAGUCUUUGGGAAGGGAAGUGCUGUUCACGAGUAUGUUGUGGGGAUGAGAUUGGUGGUUCCCGAAAGAGGAGGGAAUGCAAGUGUUGUGACUCUCAAUUCAACUCAUGCCGAUUUCGAUGCUGCUAAGCUCUCUCUUGGUCUUCUCGGUGUCAUUUCACAGGUGACACUGCAGUUGGAACCAAUGUUCAAAAGGUCCAUCACUAACGUGAAAAUGGGCGAGCAAGAAUUGGAAGAGAGGAUAGUUGAGUUUGCAAGGUUACACGAAUUUGGAGACGUGACAUGGUAUCCUGGACAGCGUAAGGUUGUUUACAGAAUAGACGACAGAGUUUCUGUAAACCAAUCUGGAGAUGGCGUCAACGAUUUCAUUGGCUUUCGCCAGACCUUAACUGCAGCUUUAGGGUUUGCUCGUUCAACAGAAGAGAUGCAAGAAGCGACAAAGGCCAGCAGGGGAAAGUGCACAGCGGCCAGGAUGCAGGUAGGCGCCCUGCAGGCCUUCGGAACAGGAUUCAAGAACAACGACCUCAUGUUCAGCAGUUAUCCCAUUGUUGGUUAUCACAACAAGCUGCAAUCUGCGGGGUCGUGCCUCAAUUCUACAGAAGAUGCCCUGCUCACAGCUUGCCCAUGGGAUCCUCGCAUCAAGGGAGAAUUUUUCCACCAAACCGCCAUGGCAAUCAGCCUGAACAAGAUUGCAGACUUCAUUAGAGACAUAAAAAAGGUGAGGGACUUGAAUCCCUCUGGUCUCUGUGGAUUGGAGCUCUACAAUGGUAUUCUCAUGCGCUUUGUCAAGGCUUCCACUGCUUAUUUGGGGGCCCAGGAGGAUUCUGUGGACCUAGAUUUCACAUAUUAUCGAUCCAAGAACCCCCUGGUUCCCCGACUCAACGAGGAUAUGCUUGAAGAGAUUGAGCAGAUUGGUUUGUUCAAGUAUGGAGGUACUCCUCACUGGGGCAAGAAUCGUAACAUUGCAUUCCAGGGAGUACUGAACAAGUACAGGAAAGUAGAGGAUUUUUUGAAAGCAAAGAGAAAGUAUGAUCCAGAGGGACUCUUGUCCAACGAAUGGACUGAUGCAAUGCUGGGCAUAGGGAAGGAAGGAGUUAUGAUAGUGAGGGAUGGGUGUGCUUUGGAAGGGCUGUGCUUGUGUGAAGAGGACAGCCACUGUGCUCCUCAGAAAGGCUAUUUUUGCAGAGCAGGAAGAAUAUACACAGAAGCUAGAGUUUGUAGAUACCAGGAAUAAAGCCCACCCUGUUCAUGCAUAUGCUCAGAGUUCAAAUCAUCGGCAAUAUGUGGGUACCAGCCAUUUACGUGGGUGUACCAUAUGUACUCAAAAAAGGUAAAGCAUUUUAAGUUUAUGGGAAUUUGUGUGUAGUGGGAUAUAUACCGUUGCCUCACCACACACGAAACCAUUCUUUCGAGGCCCUAAUUAGGGAGGCUACAAGUACUUGGUGAGUGGAUGUAUUAAGUUUAACAUUAUAUUGGCCUAUUUUUUCAAAAAUGGUGUUGGGUCAAUAUAGGUAACUAAUUUUUUUUU
Messenger RNA from Cryptomeria japonica (Japanese cedar), 2397 nucleotides. Its product is annotated as probable L-gulonolactone oxidase 6. Lineage: Eukaryota; Viridiplantae; Streptophyta; Pinopsida; Cupressales; Cupressaceae. The record is from RefSeq and is a predicted model, not a curated record. Gene Ontology annotation, cellular component: membrane. The transcript is spliced from 3 exons. Gene Ontology annotation, molecular function: D-arabinono-1,4-lactone oxidase activity; FAD binding. The coding region runs from base 385 to 2103 and encodes 572 amino acids.